Messenger RNA from Camelus dromedarius (Arabian camel), 477 nucleotides. Its product is annotated as ribonuclease 7. Gene Ontology annotation, biological process: defense response to fungus; defense response to Gram-negative bacterium; innate immune response. Gene Ontology annotation, molecular function: nucleic acid binding; RNA nuclease activity. NCBI's taxonomy places the organism in Eukaryota, Metazoa, Chordata, Mammalia, Artiodactyla, Camelidae. The transcript has a single exon. The coding region runs from base 7 to 477 and encodes 156 amino acids. The record is from RefSeq and is a predicted model, not a curated record.
AGAGAGAUGGCACUGGCCAGAGCAGGAUUCAACCCUCUGCUUCUGCUCCUGCUGCUGGGGCUCUGGGUGGUGGAGGACCCAGUCAGCGCCAAGCCCAGUCACAUGACCUCGGCUCAGUGGUUUGAAGCUCAGCACGUGCAGCCCAGGCCUAAGAGAUGCAGCGCUGCCAUGGGCAACAUCAACAAGUACUCCAGACGCUGCAAAGGCUUCAACACCUUCCUGCAUGAAUCCUUCUCCAGCGUGGCUGCCACCUGUCAGACCCCCAUCACAGCCUGCAAGAAUGGCCAUAAAAACUGCCACCAGAGCCAGAAACCUGCAACCCUGACUACGUGUAAGCUCACCUCUGGCCGGUACCCAAACUGCAGGUACAAAGAGAAGCAACUGGUGGCUCCUUACAUCGUGGCCUGUGACCCUCCCCAGAAAGGGGAUUCUGGACACUUGAAGCUGGUUCCCGUGCACUUGGACAAAGUCCUUUAG